This is a messenger RNA of Paramecium primaurelia, 2866 nucleotides long. The record is from the annotation of a GenBank genome assembly. Lineage: Eukaryota; Ciliophora; Oligohymenophorea; Peniculida; Parameciidae.
AUGCAAUAAAAUAACCGUGUUAUUUAUGAGUUAGAGGACGAUGAAGAUAUAAAGUAGGCUCCUUUCCCAAAGUCUUAAGUAUAAGAUUUAUGUAGUAAUGAAAGGCGAUAAAAAUCGAUAGAAAGUUAGGUGCAGUGUCUUAUUUAAAAUGGGGAACUCUUUACAAUUACUUCUUUUCUUUUGAUUUAAGAAAGGGUAGGUUAUUGUGUUACAAAACUUAAUAAUCUAAUAGUUAUAAUAAUUAUUAUUCUUUGAAUAAAGGAGACUUUGUUAGAGAUGAAGUUGAUAUCUAAAAAUGUGAAUAAUCUUUAAGAAAGAAAAAAAAUUAUUAGUAAGCAAAUGAUUAGAAAGUAAUAUACAAGUUUAUAAUUAAAGUCAGUGAUUUAUGUGAGAACAGCAAAAGGACGAGUAUUUAAGUUGAUGAUUGAUGAGAAUGAAAAUUAUGAUAAGAUUUUAGGAUAUUUACAGAUUUGUUUUUCUUCAAAAAUGCAAAACGUAAAAGCAUUUUAUGCUCUUUUGGGAAUUGGACUUGUAAAAAUAGAUGGAAAUGAAUUUAAGUUGACUACAGGUGUUGUGGUCUCUUUAAAUGAUUGGUCAAUAAACAACAAUAAUAAUUAUUUGUUAAAAAAUGAUAAUGGAUUUAAUUUAUUAAUAAGCAAUAUUGAAUUAUUGGGAGGUAUUAUAGGAUCAUUUUAUAAAUAACAUGAAAUCUUGGGUAUAAUAUUUAAUCCAUCAACUCAAACUAUAGACAUAAUUUUAUUUGAUAAUUUUUAGUAAAUAAUUUAUAUUUAACUUAGAAAUCCUAAAAUUCUACAUUAAGCUAUAUUCAAAUUGGUUAAAUUCUCAAAAAAGAAGGUGAUUCCAUCAGGUAAAGGACAGUUAUUAAAGUUAAAAACUGAUAUAGCAGAAUUCAAUUAAAAUGAUUACAUUGAAAUAGCUAAAAAUGAUAAUGUAAAAAUAUAUAUUCAUACAUCAAAAUUGAAUGUAGCUGAUUAUGCAUUAAUAUAAGGUAGUAUGUUUUCAGCAUAAUAUGUUGAUGAUUAAAAUGAUUUGGAUGGAGACAAAUUACUUUCAAAUAAUGCUCUUGAAUUUUAUAAGAAGAAUUUUAAAAGUUAGAAUAAUUAAUAUGAUGAGACUAAAGAAUUUAUUAUAGUAAGUAAAUAACAAACACAAGUCUUUAUGAUUAAUAAUUUAUCAUCUCCCAAUAAAGGAAGUGUUCAAAAAUAAAAUUCAUUUAAAUUUGAUGAUAUUAGUGAUGAAAGUGGAGGACAAGGUUCAGGUGUACAAGUAGCUAAGAGUAUUAAAGGUAAUAUAUUAGAUAAUAAUUUUAUUUAGUUCAUAUGAGAAGAUAAAUCAAUGGUGCCAGUGAUACUAGUCCAAAAGUUUAGUUUGUAAGUGAUUUUUAAGGAAGUGGAUUUGAAUCUGCAGCAAAUUAUGCUAAUGAAUUGAAUGAAUAAAAAUAAAGAGAAGAUGAUAUAAAUGAAAAUAGUGAUAUUAAUGAGAAUGGACAUAGAAAUAAUAAUAAUAAUAAAUAAGAAGCAUCUGACAAUUAAUUGAGCAAUAAGAAAUAAGUAGAGGAAUAAUAAUAAAUUAUAAUUAAAAAUGAAUUAUAAUUACUUUAGCAUCAACCUAGUAAAACUGAAUAGAAUCAAGAAGAAGAUUCAGAUGAAAUUGAUCUUGUUAAGGUUUCAAUUGUGUUUGAUGAAGGAGAACAUUGUAAUCAUAGAGAUUUUAAUUCAAUUAUGAAUUAUGCUUUAAAUUUUAAGAAAGUUGAUUAUAAAGAUGAAUAUAGAAUUCCUUCGGCUCAUAAAAAAGGAGGAACAGCUUGUUAAGAUGAAAAGAUAAUUGAUUUAGCAAGAAGUGUAGGAAAAAAUAUGAUUAAAUAAGUAGGUCAGAAAUUACUUAGUGGAAAUUUCAAUUUAACAACAGUUUCCUUUCCUGUAAUUUUGAUUUCUUUUAAUAUUUUAGAUUAAAGCUAUGAUACCUAAAUCAGCCUUAGAAAAAACAUUUAUGUAAACAAUUCUCUUUCCUUUGUAUAUGAAUAAGGCUGCUUCUCUAUAAAAACCAUUAGAAAGAAUGAAAUUAAGUAUUGUAGCUCUCAUUUCUAAUUACAUUUAAGCGAAUUCAUUUCUUAAACCUCUCAAUCCAAUUUUAGGUGAAACUUUUGAAGGUGGUUAUGAAGAUGGUACAUAACUUUAUUGUGAAUAAGUAUAAUUAAUUCAUUAUAUUUAGAUAUCUCAUCAUCCACCUCUAUCUUAUUUUUUAGUAUAUGGCCCCAAAAAAUCAUAUAAAUUUUUCGGUUAUUCUCUUUAUGAAGCAAAAGCAGGUUUAAAUUCAUUGACUAUUUUAAAUCAUGGAAAAAGAACAAUUUAAUUUCCAGAUCAAAAAAUAAUUUGUACUUUUUCAUCUGAACAUUAUUCAGGUACAUUCUUUGGAACAAUGAAGAAUGAAUCUUAAGGAGCUCUUUCUUUUAUAGAUGAAGCUAAUAGUAUUAAAUAUUAUAUAUUUAGAUUUAAAUUGUAUUGUCUAAUUAGGAAAAGUGAAGAACAAACCAACAGAUUAUUUUGAAGGGGAAAUUAAAUAAGGAAAGACAGUUCUUAGUAAAUUAUUUGGAAGUUAUAUGGGUUUUGCUGACUUUGAUGGGAUUAGAUAUUGGGAUGCCAGAGUGAUUAAACCAUUUGCAAUGUAAAUAUUGAAAUCGAACUUGGAAUCAGAUCAUACAAAGAGAACUGAUAGAAUUUGUAUGAUUGCUGGUGAUAUGAAUAAGGCAUAAGUAGAGAAGGAAAGGUUAGAAUAAUUAUAAAGAAAUGAUGCAGCUUUAAGAAAAGAAUUCUUAAAAUAAAAAAAGAAAAAAGAUUAAAAAUGA